AUGGCUGAUAGCACCAUAGCAAGCCCCAAGGAUAUCUCUUCUCCUCCGAGAAUACAAUCUAGCCAUGCUGCAAGUCAAACAGCCUCAUCCACCAGGGUCUCCGCGGCGUCGACCUUCUCAGUACCCGUAAAUAAGAGCUUUUCAUUUCUCCUCCGAACAGACAUCUACCACCCGCUCUCCCAGCUAGAAGUGCCGUCCGCAUUUCGUUCAGAGUUUCCAGUACUACCCCCGAACCCGUCACUCCAAUCAACCUUGUCAAUACUAGACGCUUUGCUGAACGACGGACACUUUCUCCCGGCGGCGCAUUUCUCAGCCCUAAUACUGACAUCGCCCAUCAUAUCAGCGAAUGACCACGUAACCAUAUUCUCGCUAUUUUACACCCGCCUAGCAUGUCUUGAACUGUGCGGGAAUACUCUACUGGCGGCCCAAGAAGCCAAAGCUCUGGAAGACCUAAGCUCCGCAUUCUAUUAUCUCGACAGCGACGCUACAGGCGACCGCUCCCACCAUAUAGUACCAUGGCCGCUCCGCGUUCUAGCAGUCAGGCUACAGAGUAUCGGGUUUGGCGACGCGCGAAGAGGGAUCGCCGGGCUUUAUGAACUCAGCCUGGAAGCUAGAAAACAAAUCUUGCGCCCGGAGAUUGGUUAUGAGGAAAAGAAUAUGUGGAAGGAACGUCUCAAUGAUUUGGGAGUUCGAGUGGUCAAUACAUUAAUAGAGAUGGGUGAUCUGGAGGCUGCACGGCGGUCUUUAGCAAAUAUGAACACACCCCUGGAAAAUGACUUGGCAGUUAUGAGAAUGGCCCUUCUACACCUUAGAAUCGGGGAUCUGGAAGCGGCAAGGCUACUGCUGGAAACUUCGCCGCGCGCGGGAGGUGGCAUUUUGGGUCCGUUGUUGAGCAUGGCAGAGGGUCGAUUUGCAGAUGCUGUUACUGAGUGGAGGAGCCUCGGUGAAAGCCAUCUUGGGAAGGAGAACGAAACCGUAAUAACGCAAAAUUUAGCAGUGUGCCUCCUUUACAUCGGGAAAUUGAAUGAAUCUAAGGAAAUACUCGAGUCUCUUAUCGGGAACAACAAGUCUUUCCAGAGUCUCACGUUCAACCUAGCAACAAUUUAUGAACUUUGCUCAGAAAAUUCAGGAAAUCUCAAGGUUGGUUUAACAGAGCAGAUCUCAAAGCAGCCACCAUCUAGGGAUAUCAACUGGGAACGGCCAAAUGCAAACUUUAAAAUAACGAAUUGA
This is a messenger RNA of Uncinocarpus reesii 1704, 1230 nucleotides long. RefSeq lists its product as uncharacterized. The record is from RefSeq and is a predicted model, not a curated record. Gene Ontology annotation, molecular function: protein binding. Gene Ontology annotation, cellular component: Golgi apparatus; TRAPP complex. Bases 1 to 1230 code for a protein of 409 amino acids. The transcript is spliced from 2 exons. Lineage: Eukaryota; Fungi; Ascomycota; Eurotiomycetes; Onygenales; Onygenaceae.